Neurospora tetrasperma FGSC 2508 is the source of this 1551-nucleotide messenger RNA. RefSeq lists its product as uncharacterized. Lineage: Eukaryota; Fungi; Ascomycota; Sordariomycetes; Sordariales; Sordariaceae. The transcript is spliced from 3 exons. The record is from RefSeq and is a predicted model, not a curated record. The coding region runs from base 1 to 1551 and encodes 516 amino acids.
AUGGUCAACACCAAUCCGGGCGUCAACCCCCUCAACCACCCCAUGGUCCAGCAGGAGGUGGACAAAGAAGAUGCCAUCGACACCUUUAUCGCUUUUCUCGAGCAGGACCCCUACGCCGACUCGUACACCACCAAGCUCGCCAACGCUCUCCAGGACAUUGCCGUCAAGUACAAGGAGCUUGCUGACGACGGCGGCAUCUGGCACGAGUACUUUGAGCUGACUCUCGACAAGUUCUUGUGGGACUUGCCCAAGACUCGUGAGGAGCUGUACGAAGUAGUCAGGAAGCUCACCGAGGUGGACGUCGUCCACGAGGCUGCCAUUCGCGGAGUGCAGGUGCAGGUUGUUCCCAAGUAUCGGGACCAAGCUACUUCUACUCCUAGCUCUACCUCUAGCUCUGCGGAUGCCCAAGUCGACGCGAUCGCGAAGAGAAUCGCCGAGAACCUCCUGGCCGACGGCAACAAUGCUGGAGGCCGUAAGGUCGAGGGUGAGAAUGCGACCAUCUUCAGACUUGAGAGCGACGACACUCCGUGCACGAUUCGCGUUUACUCUGGUGAUGGUACCACCUCUACGGUUGGCCUCAUUGCGGAAGGUACCGGUCCUGCCAUCUUGACGGUCAAAGUCCACAAGGAGAACGGUGCUGCAAAGCCGUCUGAGUUACAUCAGUGUGUCCCACCGCCAGUUGAUACCUUUUGUUCCAUACCUAUCAAACCUCGCAUCUCUUCUAAACGCACUCUGUGCAACAAAUCGUGCGCUUUCAUCUCUUGUUCUCUUUCUGGUUGUUUGUUCUGGGACGACACGAUGGCGGUGAACUUUCCCAAGUUGUCAUCUGGGCAUAGGUCUGGAUCAAACAAAAUGGUGAGAGAAUUGACAUUUGACGAAAGAAACGCGUUCACCUACUUCAAUGAUCUACUCGACGGAAACGUCGAUGAACAGUUCCAGACGGAGCUCGAGCUGUCGGAUGCUCUCAAGAACUUUGCGCUCAAAUACAUUGAACUUGCGCCCGAGUUAACGGAUCAAUGCCAAAGAUGGAGUAAAUACUUUGCGAUGAGCCUCAAGAAGAUUUUGAGACACUUGCCGUCAACUUCUACCGACUUGGACAACGCACUUGCAGCUCUCAGUCGCGAGGAAGUCGCAGCCGAGGCUCGUGCCCGCGGGGUGUGCAUCCAGAUCCUACCGGAAUCUGCUGCUGCCGGCAACGACAAGACCCCGGAAGCCCCCGCCCUGCAUCAGAACAGCGACCAAAACGCCAACGGAAAACGGCCUGCCGAGAACCAAGCCAAGGACAAGGUCACUGAAGCUGAAGAUGAAGCUCACGAACGCCCAGCCAAACGUGUUAAGCACGGUGGCGAGGAUACAACGACUUCGAGCGGUUUCACCGUCAAGACUCAAGGCUCGCUCAAAUUCCGCAUCUCCGAUGACAUCGGAACCACGACCUUCAACCUCAACGGCCGCAGCCCUGCCAUCGUGACUGUCAGCGUCCAGAAGAAGGACAUCACCGCUUCUGCUUCCGCCAACGGCAACAAGGAAGCCGAGAAGGAAGAAGCAGCCUAG